UUUCAAAACGCUGCCGUUUUAGGUAAGGAGACCUUAUUGUUGUUAUUCAGUGACUUCAUCACUCUGAUCGGCGGAUCAGGUCGUCGUCGUCGUCGUUGAUAGUGAUAGGGUUCGGCGCACUGUUUGAGAGAGAGAGAGAGAGAGAGAGAGAGAGAGAUUGGGAACGAAGCCAAUCUAGUUAAUUUUGGAUGCCGAGAUUAAUUCCGAUAGCGUCUUCGUCAACGGUGAAGGGGUUGCUUCGUCGGCAUUAUAUUCUUCGGGAGAGAGGUAACAACAAUCCGGAGAAGACGACUUGUCCCUCGAUUAGUUCUCGACCUUUCUCCGGCGGUGCGAGUCGUCAUCAUCAUCAUCAUCAUCAUCAUCACUACCGAGAGAGAUUGACAAGUGAGCUUCUUAACUCUAUAAAGUUUGACGAUGCGCUCGGUUUGUUCUGUGAGAUGCUUCAGUCUCGUCCCAUUCCUAACAUUGUUGAUUUCAGUAGAGUUUUGACUGCCAUAGCUAAGAUGCGCAAGUUCGAUAUCGUCAUCUACCUCUCUCAGAAGAUGGAACUCUUUGGAGUUUCACACGAUCUCUAUAGCUUCACCAUUUUGAUUCAUUGUUUCUGUAGAUGCUCUCGUCUCUCUCUUGCUCUUGCUCUUCUUGGUAAGAUGAUGAAGCUUGGCUUUCACCCCACUAUUGUCACCCUUGGCUCUCUCCUCCAUGGCUUCUGUCUCCGCAACAGAUUCCACGAGGCUGUUUCUCUCGUUGACUCCAUGGCCGGAUUGGGAUUCCAACCUAAUGUCGUCAUCUACAACACUGUCAUCAAUGGUCUUUGCAGAAACAGAGAUUUGAGUAACGCCCUCGAGAUAUUCCACGGGAUGGAGAAGAAAGGAAUCCCACCUGAUGCUGUUACUUACAACACUCUGAUCAGUGGCGUUUGUAACUCUGGUAGAUGGAACGACGCUGCUAAGCUUCUCAGAGAUAUGCUCAAGAGGAACAUCGAUCCUAAUGUUAUCUUUUUCAGUGCGCUCAUCGAUGCGUUUGUGAAAGAGGGUGACCUUUUGGAGGCUAAAAGCUUCUACAAGGAGAUGAUUAGAAGAUCUGUAGAUCCUAAUAUCUGCACUUACAAUACACUCAUCAAUGGGUUUUGCAUUCACGGUCGUCUAGGUGACGCCAAACAUUUGUUUGAUCUUAUGGUAAGCAAGGGCUGUUCCCCGGAUGUGGUGACCUAUAAUACUCUCAUUAAUGGGUUUUGUAGGUCUAAGAGGGUAGAAGAUGGGAUGAAACUCUUUUGUGAGAUGACUCAUCGAGGAUUGGUUGGCGAUGCAUUCACUUACAACACUCUUAUCCACGGUUAUUGUCAAGCGGGCAAACUUCACGUUGCACAAAAGGUUUUCAAUCGGAUGGUUGAUUGUGGUGUGCCUCCUGAUAUUGUUACCUACAACAUUUUGUUAGAUUGUCUAUGUAAUAACGGCAAGAUAGAGAAAGCGUUGGUGAUGGUAGAGGAUCUACACAAGAGUGAAAUGGUUGUUGAUAUUAUUACGUAUAAUAUCAUCAUUCAAGGGAUGUGCAGAACUGGUAAGGUGAAAGAGGCUUGGUGUUUAUUUCGUAGCCUCACACUCAAAGGAGUGAAGCCUGAUGCUAUAGUAUACAUUACAAUGAUAUCAGGGUUGUGUAGGAUAGGCCUACGGCGUGAAGCAGACAAGCUCUGUACAAGAAUGAAAGAAGAUGGGUUUAUGCCAAGUGAACACAUCAAUAAUGAGGCACUUAGAGAAGAUCACUACACAAGCGUAUCAGCUGAACUCAUCAAAGCAAUUCAUGAGUAAAGCAGUCUGCCAAGUUGCUUAAGACAGUAAAAGCAAGGUCAUCGAUUUUGAUGGGAGACUGGACAAACUUUAAAGUUAGGUAAACAACUCCAAAGCCAUUUUGUUGAUUUGCUUUGGGAAAAUUAAAAGGUCUGGUGGGGAAAGAAGCUCUCUAACGCAUAGAUAAGUUGUAGUGUACAUGUUGUAUCUUUCAUAAGCACAUUUGUAGCAUAUACCAACAUAUACUGAUCUGCCAUUCUGUAAUUUUAUGCUUGUGCUGUGUUGGAUAAACCCAAGUAACAAAAUAAGAAUUUUGACCUUAUGAUCUCUUA
Messenger RNA from Camelina sativa (false flax), 2116 nucleotides. RefSeq lists its product as uncharacterized. Lineage: Eukaryota; Viridiplantae; Streptophyta; Magnoliopsida; Brassicales; Brassicaceae. The record is from RefSeq and is a predicted model, not a curated record. Gene Ontology annotation, molecular function: mRNA binding; protein binding.